UCCCCCCUUUUCCCUACGCUUCUCCCAGACGCUCGAGAUUACAGGAGUUUACUACAAGAGUUUGUUUUGGAUGUUUCAGGAGAACCUUUACAGGAUCAGAUUUUCGGUAUUUUUCAUUAAUGUAUUACUGUUACAGACUCGUAUUAGCCAACACUGUGUUUUAGUCUUUUUGGAAAAAACUUACUUUUUGUAGCGGUAAAAUAUACAGGAAACAUAUCUUUAGGAGCGUACUGGGCGGAGGCUCGGCCGCGAAUUUCGCCUAAAUUCAUCUACGUCGCAUUUCCCUUACAUUUUACUUUUUACAGGAUAGGCGGUCGCAAUUCAUUCGGAACAGGCAGACGUUCAUUGGUGCAGCCGCAGGGUUGUCUACAGACCGUUUGGCCGCAAUACACGCAUGCUGCAGGGACUUAAGAGCAGGAUUUCGGUAGUUGUUCGUUCCCUAAAUAACCGACACUGCCAUAUCAGUUUUCGUCGGGAACGCACAGCAUGAACGGCAGUGCCAUGGAUCUCUCUGUUUUGGUGGUAUUCUGCUUCUGUGUAGCUCCUGCUUUGGGAUCAGGGUUUGGCAGGGAGAUGCCAGGGCCAGCUUUAGGCUGGGAAAUGCCAGCAUCAACAGUGGAUGAAAAAGACUAUGAUGCUGCUUUUCACUAUGAUUAUCAGUCUCUGAGGAUUGGUGGGCUGAUCUUUGCUGUGGUACUGUUUUUCAUGGGCAUUUUCCUCAUCGUCAGCCGGAAAUGCCGCUGCAAAUCAAGUCCGAAGCCACGGCCUGCUGGGCUCCGUCCGGCACUGGCAGAGGCAGGGGCUGUGGCAGAUCCGCAGUGAUAUCAACUCUUGCCACCAGGCGACAGCAUUGGACAGCACAGCAUUACUUGCCCUCCAAGGGAGUACAACGAUCCUUUUUAAUUUCCAUUCUAUCGAUAUUUUCUUUUUUGCUUUUGUCUUUUUUUUUCUCUCUAUAUGUACAAUGACAGUAUUUUGAGAAAGUAUACAAUUGAUCCUGUAGCACUGCUGAAUUGUAGACUACCAAUUAAACUUCCAGUAAUGUGAUACACCGUUAUUUUGCCAGUUAGAACUCUACUAUAACGUAUAACUAUUUAAAAUUGUUAUGAUUCCAUAAUGUUGAAUAAAGGAUUGUAGAUUGGGA
This is a messenger RNA of Esox lucius (northern pike), 1144 nucleotides long. RefSeq names its product FXYD domain containing ion transport regulator 6 like (gene fxyd6l). The record is from RefSeq and is a predicted model, not a curated record. The transcript is spliced from 11 exons. The coding region runs from base 487 to 822 and encodes 111 amino acids. Gene Ontology annotation, biological process: regulation of sodium ion transmembrane transporter activity. Gene Ontology annotation, molecular function: sodium channel regulator activity. Lineage: Eukaryota; Metazoa; Chordata; Actinopteri; Esociformes; Esocidae. Gene Ontology annotation, cellular component: membrane.